Molecule: messenger RNA, 429 nt
Organism: Vanrija pseudolonga
Lineage: Eukaryota; Fungi; Basidiomycota; Tremellomycetes; Trichosporonales; Trichosporonaceae
Exons: 1
Coding region: 1-429 (142 amino acids)
Source: RefSeq, a predicted model, not a curated record
AUGACGACCCCCACCGCGCCCAUCACCGCCACCCUCAACCCCCCGACCAACCCCUCCCCGGCCUUAAUCGCCCAACACCUCCGCGCCAACCUCCUCUCAGUGUUUAAUGAGCGCGACCCCGCCGCACGCCGGCUCGCCAUCAACACGACGUACGCGCCCAACGUGGUGUGGCAUGAGCCUGGCGCCACGUAUGUGGGCCACGAGGCCAUCUUCACGCGCGCGGGCGAGCUGCUCGCGCAGAACCCGGGCUGGAGCUACGUUCCUGUUGGGCAGCCGUCGUCUGUCGCCAAUGCCGGCGUGCUGCGCUUUGCCUUUGGCCCGGCUGGACAGGAGCCCGUCGUGCAUGGGACCGAUGUUGUGAUUGUUCAGGACGGGCUCGUGGUCGCCCUUUGGACUGCUAUUGAGGGGCCGGAGGGGCAGCAGGCUUAG